Molecule: messenger RNA, 1281 nt
Organism: Gastrolobium bilobum
Lineage: Eukaryota; Viridiplantae; Streptophyta; Magnoliopsida; Fabales; Fabaceae
Exons: 10
Coding region: 1-1281 (426 amino acids)
Biological process (GO): telomere maintenance; DNA repair
Molecular function (GO): DNA helicase activity
Source: RefSeq, a predicted model, not a curated record
AUGGUUUUAUUGGAUGAACAGGGUGGUAGGAUCCACGCCACUGUCAAAGACGUCAUUGUUUUAAUCUCAGGAAUUGGGAAAGUUUGUGAUCGUGUGAUUUCUGGUAGGAAGACAAAAAUGGUGGUGUUGGAGCUUGACGACCUGAGGGGUCAUAAGUUGGAGUGCACUUUGUGGGAGCAUUAUGUGGAUGAGGUCCAAUCUUUUUUGGCAGACAACGACGAUCCUCAUAACGUCCUAAUAGUCCAAUUGGGAAGGAUUAAGUGUUUUAGAUGUAAGGUCGGGAUAACAAAUACAAAAUAUACAACAAGGAUUGUAAUGGAUUCAAAACUGAAUGAGAUUGUUGAGUUCAAAAAACGUCUCUCGAUUGAUGGUGUGGAAAGUAGUACAAGGAUGACUCAAUUGUCUACUCAGUCAUCCUAUUCUUUCGAAAAUGAUUUUCUUAAGGAGAUUGAAAAAAGUCUAUCAGUAACUACCUGCAUCACAUACGGGACUAUAAAGGCAAUUGAGAGCAAAUACAAUUGGUGGUACAAGUCAUGCAAAAAGUGUCCAUUUUCCGUUUAUGAGGAUUUUGAGAAGUGGUAUUGUAAGAACUGCCAAAAACAUUGGGAAGAUUAUUAUCCGAGAUUUAGUGUUCAGGUCAGAGUUGUGGAUAACACAGAUUCCGCAUCCUUUAUUCUGUUUGAUCGCGACUGUGUGUCUUUGUUGGGAAUGAGUGCUGCUGAAUUGCGCGAGCUGCAUUUCAAGAGGGGUGCCGAUUUGGAUCAAUUUCCAAAUGAGUUAAAUGUUCUGAAUGAUAUGCAAAUAGCAAAUGAUGCUUUAGUACAAUCACCUGUGGUGCCCAAAUAUUUUGUUUUUUUUGCCCAUGCAAUUCUUACAGAAGAGUCUAUAAAAAACAUAACUCUUGAAGAAAUUGAUAAGGUACUGCAGAGCAAUGGGAAAUGCCUCUCUGAUUAUCCGUCAAUGCCACGCAUCAAUAGUGAAACUUUGCUUGAUAUGCAAAAUCGAUUAGUGUUGGAUGAAUUAAUGUAUGACAGAUUUGCUUUGGAAGAGGAACAUAAAAGACUAAUUAAUUCCCUCACUGAUGAGCAGAAAACUGUUUAUGAUAAAAUUAUUUCAGCAGUUACGGCAGGUAAUAGAGGGUUAUUUUUCCUAUACGGGUUCGGUGGUACAGGAAAAACAUUUAUUUGGAAUACUCUUUCAGCAUCUAUUAGAUCAAAAGCUGGAAUCGUACUUAAUGUUGCUUCUAGCGGAAUUGCUUCCCUUCUGCUUCCUGGAGGAUGA